Messenger RNA from Suillus paluster, 910 nucleotides. Its product is annotated as thymidylate kinase. Gene Ontology annotation, cellular component: cytoplasm; nucleus; cytosol. Gene Ontology annotation, molecular function: ATP binding; dTMP kinase activity. The record is from RefSeq and is a predicted model, not a curated record. The transcript has 3 exons. Gene Ontology annotation, biological process: dTDP biosynthetic process; dUDP biosynthetic process; dTTP biosynthetic process. Lineage: Eukaryota; Fungi; Basidiomycota; Agaricomycetes; Boletales; Suillaceae. The coding region runs from base 81 to 761 and encodes 226 amino acids.
CUAAUCUUAUCACUGAUAUCGCGAUCCAAACGCGUACACGACGCGUCUGACACGACUUAAGAAUCACCACAACAGUACUCAUGUCGAACUCAAAGCGCGGUGCAUUCAUCGUCAUAGAAGGAUUAGACAGAUCCGGGAAAAGCACUCAAGCCUCUCUCCUCCACGAACGCCUGCAGGACUCGCAAGAUGGCACAAUACCAAAGGUAGUCCUGCUCAAAUUCCCUGAUCGCACGACAGCCAUAGGGAAAAUGAUUGACGCGUACCUCCGUUCCGAGUCCGAGCUGGACGACCGUGCUAUCCACCUGCUCUUCUCUGCUAACCGCUGGGAACUUGCAUCCAUGAUAACAGCUCAUCUAGCAGAAGGGACCACCGUCCUCGCUGACCGAUAUGCAUUCUCUGGUAUCGCGUUUUCAGCUCGUAAGGGACUACCGUAUGAAUGGUGUCGCGCUCCCGAGGUCGGACUCCCUGCGCCAGACAUUACCCUAUUCCUCAACAUCAGUCCAAAAGUCGCAGCCGCGAGGGGUGGGUAUGGGUUGGAGAGGUAUGAGAAAGAGGAAGUACAGAAAGGCGUGAGGCAGGUAUUUGAUAAAAUUGGACAGGCAAUGCGAGAAGAGGGCAAGGGAAAGUGGGUGGAGAUUGAUGCAGGGAAGAGCAAAGAAGAAGUUGCGGAAGAGCUUUGGAGAGCGGUUCAGCCGCUCGUCAGUGUGGUUGAUGGACCCAUCAGUAAACUCUGGGAAACAACACUGGGGGGCGGGAGUUGAACACACUGCCUUGUAGAGUAUCGUAAGAUGCGGAGACAGGAAAAUACGAGCGAAUUUUACGAGUGGGCGCUGACAUCUGAUGAAGUUAGAAAUAGCAGGUGAAAAGUCGGGUUAUUACUUCAAUGAUGAAACAUAAAGGUGUGAUGAGU